Messenger RNA from Acanthisitta chloris (rifleman), 531 nucleotides. RefSeq names its product coronin-6-like. Gene Ontology annotation, molecular function: actin filament binding. Gene Ontology annotation, biological process: actin filament organization; cell migration. NCBI's taxonomy places the organism in Eukaryota, Metazoa, Chordata, Aves, Passeriformes, Acanthisittidae. The record is from RefSeq and is a predicted model, not a curated record.
GUCCUGCUGCCCUUCUACGACGCCGACUCCAGCAUCGUCUACCUCUGCGGGAAGGGGGACAGCAGCAUAGAUGAGGCGCCCUACGUGCACUACCUGAACACCUACAGCAGCAAGGAGCCGCAGCGGGGCAUGGGCUUCAUGCCCAAGCGUGGGCUGGAUGUCAGCAAGUGUGAGAUCGCCAGGUUCUUCAAGCUGCAUGAGCGCAAGUGCGAACCCAUCGUCAUGACAGUGCCACGCAAGUCAGACCUCUUCCAGGAUGACCUGUACCCCGACACACCAGGCCCUGAGCCUGCCCUGGAGGCGGAUGAGUGGCUGUCGGGGAAGGAUGCAGAGCCCAUCCUCAUCUCGCUGCGGGAUGGGUAUGUCCCCAUCAAGAACAGGGAGCUGAAGGUGGUCAAGAAGAACAUCCUGGACAGCAAACCCCCCCCGGGCCCUCGCCGCAGCCACUCCACCUGCGACUCCGAGUUCUCUGAGAAGCGCAUCUCCGACCUGGAGAACAAACUCUGCCAGUUCACCAACGGCACGGACUAG